Messenger RNA from Meloidogyne enterolobii, 305 nucleotides. Lineage: Eukaryota; Metazoa; Nematoda; Chromadorea; Rhabditida; Meloidogynidae. The record is from the annotation of a GenBank genome assembly.
UCUAUGCAAAUUUUCACAACUUUAGGCACUCAUUUGUCAAUUUUAUGGAAGCGCACCAGCCCUACUGCAUAACGCGUCCUACCACCCCUUUAGGGCAACCAAGAAAAAUUGCCCAAUUUCAUUUUUUUCGUUUUUCAUCCUUUCCAAGCUCCCUGGGGAAUGAGGCGCACUCAUCCAUUCCACCAAACCUUGGCAAAAAAUUCCAGUAUUUUUGUGGCAAAAAAGAUUUUUUAGGGGAGAAGGUUGCGAGUAAAAGUGCAAGGCCAAAAAAAGUGACUGAAAAAGGGGUUAGAAAAAAUAGGUGA